Molecule: messenger RNA, 762 nt
Organism: Saprolegnia diclina VS20
Lineage: Eukaryota; Oomycota; Saprolegniomycetes; Saprolegniales; Saprolegniaceae
Exons: 1
Coding region: 1-762 (253 amino acids)
Source: RefSeq, a predicted model, not a curated record
AUGCUCACCAACAACCACUGCGUUCCGUCCGAUGACGACGCCAAGUACGUCCAGGUCGAGUUUGGCGCGACCUGCGCUAGCUGCGAGGACCCGAAGAACUUUGUGCAGCUGGCGUGCAAGGGCACAAUGGUCGCGUCGAGCGUGACGCUUGUGGCCACGAGUCACGCGCUGGACUUCUCGCUUGUCAAGCUCAACCUCUUCCCGUACAUUGGGGAUCUCUCGAGCUACGGGUAUCUCCAAGCUCGAGACAGCGUACCCGUGCUCGACGAACCUAUCUGGCUCGCUGGGCACCCGAGAGGAAGCCCGAUGCGCAUUGCGAGCACCACGGACGGGGGCGUGCCGGGGACGAUUGUAUCAACCAAUGUCGCCGACAGUUGCUCGACCAACGCUGUCGGGUACCUCCUCGACACCGAGAGCGGGUCGUCGGGCUCGCCGGUCCUGAGCACCACGGACAACAGCGUCAUUGCGCUCCACAACUGCGGCGGCUGCAACGCCGCGACGAAAUCCAACGGUGGCAUCCCGAUCGCAAGCAUCCUCGCGUAUCUGCGAACCAACGGCAUCCCGCUACCGCCCAACAGUGUCUCGGCCACGCCAACGCCAACGCCGACCAUGACGCCUGCUUCGACGAAGACCCCCCCACCCCCGACCCAAACGAAGACCCCGACACCGACCCAGGCCCCGACUCAGAAUCCGACUCAGAACCCGACCGAGUCCCCGACUACUCCGACACCAGACGUCGUCCCCGCCUGCUAUACAGAGUAG